Messenger RNA from Candidula unifasciata, 240 nucleotides. Lineage: Eukaryota; Metazoa; Mollusca; Gastropoda; Stylommatophora; Geomitridae. The record is from the annotation of a GenBank genome assembly.
AUGGGGAUUGUGAUUCAAGUUCUAUAUGCGUUGACAGUUGCUUCAGAGACAUUUUGUCGGACAGUAAAACUCACAGAUCCUAAAAUAGUCUCACCUUGUAACAAUUCAGCACGAGCCAACAAGGACAAUUUUACAGCUACUGUUCUGGGUCAAGAACUGGUACCCAGGAAUGCCCCGGAUGACUGGGCUGGGAUUAUGGAUCUAAGCGUAGUGAGGCCAGGUCAUUUUCUUUCUAAAAUU